UCACUCGACAACUCCGAGCCUGCCACCCCGCCGACAGUCGGUGAGGUGAUCUCCAGCAGAAGGAUCGAGCGGUCCGAAUGGAUUACCUGGCAGCCGAGAAUGACUCGCUCAAUGACAAACGCAGCGGCCUCCUCGUCGGCACAGGCAUCCAUGUCCGCGGCAGGCCCAUCGACGGCGCCGCAAGGUCAGAAGCGAAAGUCGCUGGACACAGACGACGACGAAGACCUUCCUGGGCAGCAUGGGUUUCGAGACGAAGAGGGCGCAUACGAAGAAGAAGAUGAGGAGAAUGAGGGAGAGGGAGGCGACGCGAUUGAGGAGGCUGAGGAGGACGGCCGGUUCGAUCCAGAGGAGAAGCACCUCCGCGACACCGCUACCGCUGGGCCAGACGGACGCUGGGAGUGCCCCGCGCCCAAUUGCGACAAGCUGUUAUCGUCCUUGGAGAUUAUGGUCCGCCACUGGAAGGGAUGCAAGAAGAGGCCCGACCCUCAGUCCAUCCCUUGCCCGGGCUGCGGCAAGUUGUUCGCGAGGGGCGAUGCGAUGCGCCGGCAUCACAGAAACCCGAAUGCUUGUGAAGGGUACGUCGCAGAUGAUGAGGCGAGGCCGAGGCCGAAGCGCGGUCGAGGGUCCAACGGCGGUCGAGGGAGCAAAGGUGGCGGCGGUGGUCGGAAGCGUGCUCGUCGUGGCUAGAGGUAGCCGUUCCUCUUCUAACUUUCUGUCUCGUUGGUUCUGCGUCGAGCUGUAUCUCGU
Molecule: messenger RNA, 747 nt
Organism: Postia placenta MAD-698-R-SB12
Lineage: Eukaryota; Fungi; Basidiomycota; Agaricomycetes; Polyporales; Adustoporiaceae
Exons: 2
Coding region: 112-687 (191 amino acids)
Source: RefSeq, a predicted model, not a curated record